Messenger RNA from Solanum verrucosum, 1640 nucleotides. RefSeq names its product WAT1-related protein At3g02690, chloroplastic. The record is from RefSeq and is a predicted model, not a curated record. The transcript has 7 exons. Gene Ontology annotation, cellular component: chloroplast; membrane. The coding region runs from base 20 to 1282 and encodes 420 amino acids. Lineage: Eukaryota; Viridiplantae; Streptophyta; Magnoliopsida; Solanales; Solanaceae.
AGAGAAAGGAAGAAGAAAAAUGGCGUGGUCUCCAUUUUCUUCUUCCUCCACUCCUCUCUGCUCUUCACUCACUAGAAAUCCAACGAAUUCCCUUUGCAAAACCUCUUCUUUAUUCCAUCAUCACUCAGUUAACCACACAAGGGAUGAAUUUCUACAAUACCCAAAUACAAUUUCGUUCAACAAUCUUCAUUUCCGCACCAAAAAGUUUACUGUUUGCUCAAAAACUGAAUCCGGGGUUGAACAGAAACCACCAUCAUCAUCAUCAGAACUUGACUGUGUAGGAACUGGGCUUGACGUGGAGUGUGUAGUGAACCCUUCUGAGGAAUUCCCCAAAGACUCUAAUUUACGGUUUCAAGAUGAAAGGGUGUCGUCCAUGGAGUUGCUCCAGACGAUUUUGGAAUGGGGUUUGCUAAUUUCGCCUUUCUUCUUCUGGGGUACAGCUAUGGUUGCAAUGAAGGAGGUUUUGCCAAAGACUGGACCUUUUUUCGUUUCAUCAUUUAGGUUGAUUCCAGCUGGGUUAAUGUUGGUAGGUUUUGCUGCUUCAAGGGGUAGGAAUUACCCUUCUGGAUUCAAUGCUUGGCUCUCUAUUACACUCUUCGCUAUAGUUGAUGCUACUUGUUUUCAGGGAUUUCUUGCAGAAGGACUUCAGAGGACAUCUGCUGGCUUAGGCAGUGUGAUAAUAGAUUCACAGCCUCUGACGGUGGCUGUGCUUGCAGCUUUGUUAUUUGGUGAGUCCAUAGGUUCUGUCGGAGCUGCAGGUCUUGUGCUCGGGGUGAUAGGCCUUUUACUCCUUGAGGUACCUGCUCUCUCUUUUGAUAAUAGCAACUUUACACUCUGGGGAAGUGGAGAGUGGUGGAUGUUUCUUGCAGCACAAAGCAUGGCUGUCGGCACAGUAAUGGUCCGUUGGGUUUCUAAAUACUCAGACCCAGUCAUGGCUACUGGAUGGCACAUGGUUAUUGGGGGACUUCCUCUGGUGGCUAUCUCAAUUCUCAAUCAUGAACCUGUCAUUAGUGGGAGUUUGAUGGAACUAACAUCAAAUGACUUGUUGGCUUUGCUGUAUACCUCAAUCUUUGGAAGUGCCAUAAGCUAUGGUGUAUACUUCUACAAUGCAACAAGAGGUAGCCUGACAAAGCUCAGCUCCCUUACCUUUUUAACUCCAAUGUUUGCAUCGAUUUUCGGGUUCCUAUAUCUAGAUGAGACCUUCACACCCGUGCAACUAAUUGGAGCAUUUGUCACAGUGGCUGCAAUUUACAUGGUUAAUUACAAAAGCAAUACAAAAUAAUAUGGCUGGCAAUCAACUGAUCCCCUCCUUGUGUCUGGAUAGAGAAGAAGGCUCAGCAGCUUUCUACUCCAUUUGCAGAAGCGACAUACACUGUAUAGAAAAUAUUUCAAGAUUAUAUUAAGGCCCUACAAGAGUACACACACCGGUUAAUAUGCAGGCUGGAACUUGCUUGGAGGUGGAUUUCUGUCCAGCCAUGUACCAUAAAUCUUGAAGCAUGAGAUUCAAGAUGGUGUAUUAUCACAUUAGGUGUAGAGAAACUUUUCUCGGAUACAAUGACCAGGAAUAAUAACAUUGUAAAUGUUAGAUUUGUGUAGAGAAUUUUCAUGCUACCACAGCAUCAGGUUUAACAUAUGUAUCU